AUGGUGGGUGGCUGCAGCGGCGGUAUGGAGGCCGAUGAGCAGAAGAAGCUGAAUGAUGACCUGGUGGUGUUCAUGAGGAAACGGAGCGAGACAGAGGCCCCUCGGUACACCGCAAGGCUCAAGACUUACGUGGACUUUCAGCAGAAGCGUCGCCGAGCAGCAGCCGCACGUCGCCACACUGAAUAUGCCCAUGCCCACGACAGGCAUGUGGCCGCUAAGAAGAAAGCGAAUAAUGACAACGAACUGCAAAGAGACAGGUCCGCGGAAAACAACGACAAUAGAGGUAUCGAGGAUGAUCACGAUCGUUUAAGUAAGAGGCGAGGUGGAGAAAAGUUAACUCAUCGCCCGCGUUCAUUGUCACGAUCCGAAGAGCCGGUAGACGCCUGUAGGAGACGCCGCCGCCGCUCCUGUCGACGCCGUCGCCGCAGCUGUCGUCGUCGCCGCCGUAGUUGCCGUCGCCGGCGCCGCCGGAGCUGCAGCCGCCGCCGCCGCCGACGCAGCUGCCGCAGGCGCCGCAGACGGUGCCGCCGCCGCCGCUAA
This is a messenger RNA of Danaus chrysippus (African queen), 540 nucleotides long. NCBI's taxonomy places the organism in Eukaryota, Metazoa, Arthropoda, Insecta, Lepidoptera, Nymphalidae. The record is from the annotation of a GenBank genome assembly.